Molecule: messenger RNA, 798 nt
Organism: Hibiscus syriacus
Lineage: Eukaryota; Viridiplantae; Streptophyta; Magnoliopsida; Malvales; Malvaceae
Product: ubiquitin-conjugating enzyme E2 variant 1D-like
Exons: 4
Coding region: 124-564 (146 amino acids)
Biological process (GO): protein K63-linked ubiquitination; DNA damage tolerance
Cellular component (GO): nucleus
Source: RefSeq, a predicted model, not a curated record
CCCCCAUUCCGUAGCCUUUCGUCGCCUUCCUUUGACAAGAUUCUCUACUCCGACUCCUCUCUCGCUCUCGAUUCGAUUAGAUCUCUUCACACCCAUCAAACAAAACCCCACAUUGAACCAACCAUGACGCUUGGCUCAGGAGGAUCGAGUGUCGUGGUGCCUCGAAACUUCAGAUUGCUGGAGGAGCUUGAGCGUGGAGAAAAAGGUAUUGGAGAUGGUACUGUAAGCUAUGGAAUGGAUGACGGAGAUGACAUUUACAUGCGCUCUUGGACUGGCACCAUUAUUGGUCCUCAUAAUACUGUACAUGAAGGUCGAAUCUAUCAGCUGAAGCUGUUCUGUGAUAAAGAUUAUCCUGAGAAGCCACCAAGUGUUCGUUUUCAUUCAAGGAUAAACAUGACUUGUGUUAACCAUGAAACUGGAGUGGUGGAACCAGAGAAGUUUGGUCUUCUUGCAAAUUGGCAGAGGGAGUAUACCAUGGAGGAUUUACUGACUCAGCUGAAAAAGGAGAUGGCAGCCCCACAUAACCGAAAGCUGGUCCAACCUCCUGAGGGUACUUACUUCUAGCUCUCAAGAUUUUAGAUGUCCUGGAUCUAAUCGCAUAUCCCGUACGCAAUAGUUUGUAAUGCUUGUUGAUCUUAAAGAAAAUAUUGGGGAAUGCCCCAAAAGCAUCUCCAAUUACCUUUCCUUGGCUUUGUUUUCAUUAUCUUUUCUUAUCAAACUAUGUUGAAGGGAUGCUGUUUGAUUAAUGGAACUUUAUCCGUGUCGAAUAUAAAAAAUGUCCUUUUGAUUAUUGUUUUA